Messenger RNA from Guyanagaster necrorhizus, 1369 nucleotides. RefSeq lists its product as uncharacterized. The coding region runs from base 57 to 980 and encodes 307 amino acids. The record is from RefSeq and is a predicted model, not a curated record. The transcript has 2 exons. Gene Ontology annotation, biological process: protein folding; chitin biosynthetic process. NCBI's taxonomy places the organism in Eukaryota, Fungi, Basidiomycota, Agaricomycetes, Agaricales, Physalacriaceae. Gene Ontology annotation, cellular component: endoplasmic reticulum membrane.
CAGACAACGGUCAGCAAAAAAGAGAUUCUCACGUUAUCUCCCCGCCUCCCUCCUCCAUGACCCGCUUCGGCGACUUUGCUCCUCUGUGCCACCAUACCCCUUCUUACCCAUGGUGCAACCUUUUUUACCGCUUCCUCCUCGAUAAUUCUCCGGAUACCCUACAGAACAGAGGCAGCGAUGAUCCAGUCGGUGUCAAUCCAGUUUGCGGUAUUCCAAGGGUAGGCACCGAUGGCAGCAUCAGCAACAUUGCACAAGUCGUUGUAUGUGCGCUCAGCAUGGUCUUCGUCGCCUUGCUCAUUUUCCUCACCGACCGUCGCAAAGCCGCAGUCGGCCGAGUCGAGCUUCGCUUCCUGCUCUUUCUCUAUUUUCUCACUCUACCCUUCUCAAUGUUGACCCAAGGUUCCCUGCUCGAGCAGGGCACGACCGCGCUGGUCGUACUCACAGCCAUCCAUGCAGGGCUUGUCGCUGCCCUAUUCGCUGCCCUCCUUGCCAACGCCAUCGUCGCAACGCAGGUCGUCGAGGACGGCACCAUGGCGUCCAUCAUGCCCUUCACCAUCCUCACACUGGCAUUUUUCGUAGCUACCCUCUAUAUAUCCCUCGAUGUCGCUCUCACCUUCUCCAACGCACUCAAGCCAUCCGACCCACCGGCAUCCUUACAUUCUAUACCUCUAUUUGUCUUCACCACCAUAUGGCCCGGAGUAUGUGCUGUUAUCUUCUUUGCCUUGAUGGCGUACAUUGUACUUGCCGUGCUCAAUGAGACACGUCCCAUGUGGUUCUACAUCCUCGCCGCAGUCCUCUUCGUGCUUUCCCAGCUUGCGUGGUUUUUGUUGGGGAGAGUUAUUUGCAGUGGGAGCAACGCCAAGGUCGACGGCAGCUUCAUCGCUACGCUCCUUGAGACCGCUUGUAUAGGUGUUCUCUAUCUGGCGUGGAGAAGUAUAACCGAAGAAUCGUGGGACGAUGGCACGUAUUACCCGUCAUGAUUUUCGGCACCGUCACUUCCCUUGACUGUAUUCCUAUCCCAUCGUUGCUGUCGAUAUCACGCUUUUGAAAAGGGCGCGUACCGUCCAUGUACAAUCGGUUCUGUGCUUGGAAGCAUGUACUUAUUUACAUAUAUGCCCUAGGUGUACUUACAUCCGUGCAUACGUACUACAAGACACAGUGGCUGCUUUGUAUGCACCUUGUACGCACCUACUCGAAUCCUUUGAUGUAUAUAAGUUCCGUAAUAACGACUUGCAGACUAUUUAUACCACUCGUACAUGACCCUUCUCGUCGUUUUCCUCCAUGUUUCUGUAGCGUUUUCCAUCUCUCACAUCGGAUGACAGUUGCCUAGCGCGGGAAUAUGAUGCAUAUACUAGAAAUUCAUGAACAG